This is a messenger RNA of Lithohypha guttulata, 612 nucleotides long. RefSeq names its product ribosomal protein S7A (gene RPS7A). Gene Ontology annotation, molecular function: structural constituent of ribosome. Bases 1 to 612 code for a protein of 203 amino acids. Gene Ontology annotation, biological process: ribosomal small subunit biogenesis; translation; rRNA processing. Lineage: Eukaryota; Fungi; Ascomycota; Eurotiomycetes; Chaetothyriales; Trichomeriaceae. The transcript has 2 exons. The record is from RefSeq and is a predicted model, not a curated record. Gene Ontology annotation, cellular component: 90S preribosome; small-subunit processome; ribosome.
AUGUCUCAACCAGCUCUUAAUAAGAUUGCUGCCAACAGCCCGUCUCGAGCUCAUCCAAGUGAGCUCGAGACCAGCGUUGCGACUGCUCUAUAUGAUCUAGAGACCAACAUCGCAGACCUGAAGACUUCUCUACGACCCCUCCAGAUCCAAUCUGCCCGUGAGCUCGAAGUCGGCCACGGUAAACGCGCAAUUGUCAUCUUCGUCCCAGUUCCUCUCCUCUCGAACUUCCACAAGAUUCAGCAAAGACUCACCCGAGAGCUUGAGAAGAAGUUCAGCGACCGACACGUCAUCUUCCUGGCCGCUAGACGUAUCCUCCCACGACCAAAGAGAUCCAACCGAUCACGAACCUCGCAAACACAGAAGCGACCACGAUCUCGAACUUUGACUGCCGUCCACGAUGCAAUCUUGGCUGAUGUUGUCUACCCAGUCGAGAUCGUUGGCAAGAGAAUGCGAACCAAGGAGGAUGGUAGCAAGGUAUUGAAGGUUGUCCUGGACGAGAAGGAGCGAGGUGGUGUUGACUACAGACUUGACACUUACUCCGAGGUCUACCGAAAGUUGACUGGUCGCACUUGCAACUUCGAGUUCCCGGUAAGCGGUGGAGCUGAUUACUAG